GUGAUGAUGAUCCUUCCAGUGAGAGGCAGACCCUAAACUGUCUUCAGUCGCUGUUGUGGCUGGGAGGCAGCACAGUCAGUCAGUCAGUCAGUCUUUGGUGGAACCGCUAUCAGCCUGAGGUGGAGCAGGACUCUUUUAAACCGAUCGACCGACUGAAAGAAACUCCCACGAGUGUCUCUGGACACACUCCAGGUCCGACAUCUUUAAUCCUGCAGGUGCUGAGAGGAAGUUCCAGAAGUGCCAGCUGUGGAAAGACUCGGUGCUGAAUGUCGACAGGAUGUUCAAUGAGCUGACCUUUUCUUUGUGAAUGGAUUAGAGGCAAGUUGUGACCAUGCGCUGCCUGGCCGCUCGGGUGAACUACAAGACCCUUAUCGUCAUCUGCGCCCUCUUCACACUCAUCACUGUUCUGUUAUGGAACCGCUGCUCCAGCGACACCACCCUGCGCUUCCUGCCCCGUGCCGCCUUUGUGGCUCCGAGUCCUAAGGUGGGCGAUGCCAGCAUCAGCAGCCAGCAGCACCCUCCACAACCUCCAGAGCCCCCGCCCGUUGUCGGGGGUGUCGGCGGGAUCAAGUAUGAAGAAAUUGACUGCCUGAUCAAUGAUGAAUCCACUAUCAAAGGCCGGAGAGAGGGCGGAGACGUCUACCUGCCAUUCAGCUGGAUGGAGAAAUACUUUGAAGUUUACGGGAAGGUGGUGCAGUACGACGGCUACGAUCGGUUUGAGUUCCAACACAGCUACUCCAAGGUGUACACCCAGCGAGAGCCCUACCACCCUGAUGGAGUCUUCAUGUCGUUUGAGGGAUACAACGUGGAGGUCCGAGACCGCGUCAAGUGUAUAAGUGGAGUUGAAGGCGUACCUCUGUCCACUCAGUGGGGCCCUCAAGGCUACUUCUACGCCAUCCAGAUCGCUCAGUACGGCCUGAGCCAUUACAGCAAGAACCUGACCGAGCGACCUCCCCAUGUGGAGGUCUACGACACAGCCGAGGAGAGAGACAGCCGGGCCAGCUCAGCACCCUGGAGUGUGCCGAAAGGCUGUGGUCUGAGCCGCCUCCACGAGAAGAGCCGAGCUACCUCUGUGCAUCAGUUCAGUGCCCCAGAGGCAUCUGAAGGUGUAUCCCUCCAGCUGGGCAACUCCAAAGACUUCAUCCUCAGCUUGGACAUCAAGUUCAUCUCGAACGGCAGCGUGUCUGUGAUCCUGGAGACCACAGAGAAGGGACCUCCCUUCACCAUCCACUACGUCACCAACACGCAGCUCAUCGCCUUUAAAGACCGUGACAUCACUUACGGGAUCGGGCCAAGAAGCGCCUGGAGCACUCUGACCCGGGACCUGCUCACCGACCUCAGGAAGGGCGUCGGACUCUCCAACACUAAGGCCGUGAAGGCUACGAAGAUCAUGCCCAGAAGGGUCGUGCGUUUAGUCCUCCAUGGGCGUGGCUUUGUUGACAACGUCACGAUCUCCACCACAGCACACAUGGCCGCCUUCUUUGCCGCCAGCGAGUGGCUUCUGCGAAACCAGGAUGAGCGGGGUGGCUGGCCCAUUAUGGUCACCCGUAAACUGGGUGAAGGCUUUAGACCUCUGGAGCCCGGCUGGUACUCAGCCAUGGCUCAGGGCCAGGCCAUGUCCACACUGGUGAGAGCAUACCUCCUCACCAAGGACCAGGCUUACCUCAACGCUGCCCUCAAGGCAGUGGGACCCUACAAGGUGCCUUCAGCGCAGCACGGGGUCAAAGCCGUGUUCAUGAACAAAUACGACUGGUAUGAAGAGUAUCCCACCACGCCUAGCUCCUUUGUCCUCAACGGCUUCAUCUACUCCCUGCUGGGACUCUAUGAUUUGACUGAGACGGCAGGAGAGAAGCUGGGCAGGGAGGCGGGGCAGCUGUUCAGCCGUGGCGUUGAGUCUUUGAAGGCCAUGCUGCCGCUCUUUGACACGGGGUCGGGGAGCAUCUACGACCUGCGCCACUUCAUGCUGGGCACUGCGCCCAACCUGGCACGCUGGGACUAUCACACCACGCACAUUAACCAGCUGCAGCUCAUCGCAUCUAUAGACAACGCUGCCAUCUUUAAAGAUGUGGUUAAGCGCUGGAAAAACUACUUAAAAGGGAUGCGUGCCAAGCACAACUAAAAAACUGUUACCAGUGUAUGGUGAACAGCAGAGAUGGCGACUGACAGUUGAAUAUAUUAAUGUAUGAGAACAUAGAAGAUAAAUGAAUGUGUGGCGGUGCUCACUAUGUGUGUGUGCGUGUGCAUGUGAUUGUGCGUGCGUGCGUGGGUGCGUGCGUGUGUGUGCGUGUGUGUGUGUGCGUGUGUGUGUGUGCGUGCGUGUGCGUGUGUGUGUGUGUGCGCGCGCGUCCCAGUUUUGGAUGGGGUUCAUAAACUGAAAGAUGAGUUUAUCCAGCUGCAGCUCAACACUAAACGUUUCUCUCGUGUGCUCUGUUGCAGGUUUUAUCUUUUCUGCAACAUCGACUGUAGCUCUCCUCUCAGAUUUUAUUUCCUUGAGCUAGUGUUUGUAAUUAUGCACAGACCUAGUUUGUGUGUGUGUGUGUGUGCGCGUGUGCGUGUGUGUGUGUGUGUGUGCGUGUGCGUGUGUGUGUUGAGGAAGAGCACAUUGUGUGUGAGCGAGUGUUUAGAGUAACAAUAUAUGAUGCUAGAGGAAGAUGAAACUCCUUGAGUUGUUGAAACUGACACACAUUUCCAACAUUUGUUGAUGCAUCCACCACAGGCCUCUUCUCCAGGCGUAUUUUUAACCAUUUCAGACACAUUCGCAAAGUUUAUUGAUAUAAAAACACAGAUUAUAUCAAAAUAAAUAAUUUUGAAUAGAAUGUUGCCAAAAAAAAAUCUCAUUAUUCAAUAUGGAAAAACUAAGGUUUUAUUUUUUUCUUCUGAACCCUCUCCUAUCCUACAACCUCAGAGCUUGAAAUUUUAAAAUGUCAAUGGAUUUUUUUAGAAAGCAGUGAGGUCACUUCAUUUAGCUCUCACUCAUGUACUCUAUGCUUCCUGACUGGCAGCUUCCUGUUCUUCUUUUUUCAUUCUCUCCUAAAACACACAUUAACACUAACAUGUUACUUUGAAGGGGAUCAUGUUGUUUCUUCCGUAAGCUCAUUUCCUCAUUGAUUCUCAUUUCUCUUUGUUAUGUUCAUUCAGUCAGGGAUGAGGUGUUGCUGUCACGCUGCUUGAUCCAAACCAUCAAAUGUAACUUCCGAUGGUUUGACCGGCUCCACUUCCCGCAGUCCUCUUUGCUUCCUAUCCACAAUUCCUCUGCCCUGUUUCAUAAUGUAUCCUGAUUCACCACCAGUGCAGACACCCCUACGAUGCUCAUACCUCCUAUGUGAGCUUAAAGAUGACAAACUGUGCUACCACUCUCAGCUGCAACAGACCCCUUUAAAGUCUAUUAGUCGGUCACAAAAUUAAACAAUCAUUUCUGCGUCUUUGCAGAAAACAGUGACAGAGUUGUUUCUGCAUCUCUCUGAGUUGAGCUCAGUCAGGGAUGCUUUCUGUUGUCAGAUUCUGAAUCGUGAUGCUCCCAGAGUCUGUUCAGAUCCAGCGUUUCCACAGCUGAUCACAAAUCACAAAAAUGAGCCACGUGCUUCCCUGAACAUGUCACUGUUGCUCUGUUCUUGACCACACAAGAAACUGUUUGCAUGAAGAUUGAGUCAGCCUACCAAACAUUUUAACCUCUUAAGACUGCGUUCUCAUGAAGGGGCUAAUUCUCAAUGUUAAUCUGAGAAUAUCAAAAUGAUAGUAAUUUAUUUUAACCACUCUGUCUCAGGACUGAAGGUGUGAAUGAUUCAGUCUGGGCCUUCUCUGACACAUGACAAUGUGAAUAUGAAGAUUUUUGUGAGCUGCCGUAACACAAAAGAGUCAGAUCAGUCCAGAUCUAACUAUGUUUAAAGGCUCUUUAAGGAGUUUUUACUGGCUGUGAAACAGAUUGAAAUUAACUCUGAAGCCCCUCUAUGACCUACAAAAUCAAACAAGACCAUCAGUAGCUUUACUGACAAUUUCUAUGCUGUGAUUUUAAAUACCUGAAACUGCUGCAGGGGGGUAGGUUACAGAUCAGAGGAUUGACAGCAUGCUGGAGAAACAACCUUUCUUUGCAUUUUCUACAGCAUAAGUUCACAAUGAUUGACACAUACACUGUUUAAAGGAAACGGGAUGAUAUUUUUUGUCAGAAAAAAACAACCUCUGCAUGUAAAGGAUUACAUCAGCAGAGAUGAGGUGUAAAUGGAAAGUUGCUCACAGCAGCUUUAAGUUCCCUGCAUUCAGGAAACACACACAGAACAUACUGAAGUCAUGACUUUAAACUAUAGAGUUAAUUUCAGUUUAACUUUAUUUAAAUACCAAACUUUAGCUUCAGGUGACUCCCUGACUUGGCUGUCAUUGUUAAAGUAUUCAUGCCCCCUGGUUUGAAUAAUAGCAUCAUUAGUUGUAGCUUCAUUUAAUAGGCUUCCAUGCCCUAUUUGAGAUUUGUUGGAACUGUUUACUUGAAACUCCGCUGCACAGGUCUUCGUCUCUAACCCUGUACUUCUAGUUAAUAAUUGCAGGAUCAAGUGCAGGUUGUGUAGAUGUCAUUCAUUCGGGUAGAGCAUCUCACUAACAUGCCAAUUUAUAACAUUUAAAUAGACAAUGCGAGGAGUACUGAAGGUCAAGGGUGAAGUCUCUGCAAACACAAAGAGGCUGUCAGUCCCAGCAGACUCUCAUUGCUCCUUUCGGCUGCUGCGGGUGCAUGAACUCAGCGUUUUUAAUCUGAGUGCUGCCCUGUUGACCGCUGCGUGAGGAGAAAUGGCCUCGCAGAGACACUAACAAUUCACCCGGCUAAUAGGCCUGAGAGGCUGCACGCAGCACAGUCCCCCGGUCUGAGGAUGAGUCAGCAUCCACUGGCAUCGCACCCGCAAAGAAAACAAAGUGGAGGCCUCAGCAUUAAUGAGGCUCUCAUCGAUCUACCUUAAAGAUUAUUAAUGGGAAGCAGGAGACCCAGGCUGGUCCACUCUUCUGAAGGCGUUGAUGCUGGAUUUUCUUUGGCUAUUUUCAUAAAAGUUUGAAAACUUUCCCCCCUGCUGGCCUGCUUUUAAGUUGUUAUAGUGUCAGCUUAUUUUAAGACAGAUUCAAAGAAGCCUGUGAUACUUUUCAGGGGGUAGAAAAAAAAGCUUGCUACUCAGACAGCUACGUUGCUUUUGUGCAAACUUAGUGUUAAAUCCUCUAGAUGAUUCGUCCUGGCUGUUCAGCUUCCUCUGUAGCUCAGCUGCAUCCUUCAGAAGUGAGUGAGGAUUUAGAGCAGAGUAUUAGGGCCACUGUUAAGAAAAAAAAAACACUGAUUAUUGAGAAGAGAGGUUUUCAUAAUUUAAGAAAAAGUCAGGAUAUCGAGAGGAAAAUUUAGCUUUUUUGGCAAAGUAAAUACUAACUGUUCAAUCAAGUUUAAAAAUAAAAUGUAUAUUUAUCCGUGCAGCACAUCACAGCAUUUAAAGACUAAGUUUGUUUGCAAUGCCUGCCCUGUAGCUGGGCCUUAAGAUGCAUAAACCUUAACAACAAAUACACAAGAGACUAAAACAAAAUCAGCUAAACACGUACAAAGAGCACAAAACUCACAAACUAACUUCACAUAGAGCAACAGAAGAUAAAACAGUAAAAUACUUUAAAACAAGAAGCACCAGAUAAUUAAUGACAGUGUGACCGAACCCUCUCAAUGACUCAAUUAAGGAUCCAAUUUAACUUCUGCGUGAUGUUUACAGAUACAAAUAUUCCCAAGAAAUGCACAUUUAAUCCAAUCACGUGGUAUUUUUCUCAUCAUUCAUUUUCUCCUUGACAACCUUUCCCUCACUCAUGAUUCUCUUCCUUCAUCAUAAAGGUUUAUACUUCAGAUGGACAGAUUUAUACUGCAGCUCUGUUUUUAAAGAGACAAAUGUUACCCCAGAGAAAGCUAUGAGCGUUCUUCUUCCGUUGUGUUAAUCCAAGGUUUAUUUUUACGCUUGCUCAAUUAUGCUUUGCUCAUUUCCUGGUAGCAUUUUCUCCCCUGAAUACUUGCAAAACUCAUAUUUUGUCAUUUUCACCGGACACGUAGAAAUAUGUAGUUCAAAGGGAACAUUCAGGAAUUGAAGUUUUGAUUGUGAUUCUCCAUUUUGUUUAAACCAAAGUCAUCAAUUCAACCACAUUUGAAUUUGUAUAUUUUUGUGCAAACUGUUUUCCAUUGAGCAUUUAAUGAUGUUUGGUGUGGUGGAGAAGUCACAGAGACACUGCCUUUUGAGAAAUGUUAGUUUUUCAGACGUAGAUUGAGUAGAUGAUAGUAAAACUAAGAGAUGUAAAACUUGCUUUUGUUAAAGGGGAUGUGUGCAACUAGAGAUAAGCAUUUAGUCAGCUGCUGUUUUCAAGAGGCGGUAGCUGCAGAUUCUCCUUCACAGUUUCGCUCCUUCUUCUUGGACUUUGUUUUUCAUUCGUCUUUUGUUGAAGUAUUUUGCAGAGGAGUGAGAUAUUUUGCUAGAUAGGCGCAAAAGCACAACUGCCGUUUUCCAAUCACAUGAUUUGGUUUGCAUUUCUUUGGGUUGCUUGUUUGUUUUUGUUCAGGACAAUGUGCAACGCCUUCAUUCAGGAAGCUGCUAUUAUUGUUCACUGUGGCACAGGUAUGAGAUCUUCAGUUUCCUUGGUUAAACUGUGUUUUUUCCUCUUCUCUUAAAGACUUCAACAUUUGGCCACUGAGGUCAAAUGUGAUUUAUGCAAUAAAAUGUUUACUGGGGUUGUGACACCACAGGAGACCCAGAGCGGUUGUACAGACUUUUCAAUCCAAGCACAAUGUGCAAAUGCUACCAUUUUUUAGUCUAAGGAAGAGAGGUGUUUAUAUACAGAGUAAAUCUUUGUGCUUUAAAAAUGUGCUUUUUAAAGGUGUAAAAAAUAAAAGCAUUUUUCUUAAA
This is a messenger RNA of Notolabrus celidotus (New Zealand spotty), 6893 nucleotides long. RefSeq names its product glucuronic acid epimerase b (gene glceb). Gene Ontology annotation, cellular component: Golgi apparatus. Gene Ontology annotation, biological process: heparan sulfate proteoglycan biosynthetic process. The transcript has 6 exons. Lineage: Eukaryota; Metazoa; Chordata; Actinopteri; Labriformes; Labridae. Bases 332 to 2119 code for a protein of 595 amino acids. The record is from RefSeq and is a predicted model, not a curated record. Gene Ontology annotation, molecular function: heparosan-N-sulfate-glucuronate 5-epimerase activity.